Anarrhichthys ocellatus (wolf-eel) is the source of this 4156-nucleotide messenger RNA. It is a transcript of the gene lck, whose product is annotated as LCK proto-oncogene, Src family tyrosine kinase. Gene Ontology annotation, biological process: protein phosphorylation. Lineage: Eukaryota; Metazoa; Chordata; Actinopteri; Perciformes; Anarhichadidae. Gene Ontology annotation, molecular function: protein binding; protein tyrosine kinase activity; ATP binding. The coding region runs from base 1610 to 3283 and encodes 557 amino acids. The record is from RefSeq and is a predicted model, not a curated record. The transcript has 11 exons.
ACGUGUGAGUCUAUCAGCAAUACAUAUGUUUAGAAUAUAAAGGAUGAAAAGACUCUGACUCAGGUAAAUCCUUUCCCUAUAAUUAUCAUGUGUUAUAUAGAAUAUGCUAAAUAAAUCAGAAGGUUUGUUUAGAGUUGAGAAAAUCUAUUGACUUUUAUACAAUAUAUGAAAAUUGAUGUAUAGAGAAGAAUAAUGUCCACAAUCAGAAUGAGCUAAAAUCCAUAUUUUGUUGUUUCAUGAUUUUAACAUAAAGGCAAAUUGCAAAACAUAUUCACAUGCUGGUGUUCAUUUUCUCUGUUGAUAAAAAUCUGUUUUACAAAAAAGACCACAUAACAGCAAUAAGUUUCUUUCUCAUUGUAAUAAAAAUAUGCAUCUGUAUCUUAUUAAUACAUUUAAAAAAAUCAAAUAUAAACUUCAGGUAUGUAUGUGUUUUUAAAUUCAGCUGUAACUUUAUGAGAGAUAAGGUAUAGGUGAUGAUGAUCAUACGUGAAGCAAAAAAACUAAUUUGAGUGUGAGAUGUCAAAAUUGGACCGAAAAAGGUUCAACGCAAAGAAAAUCCAUAUAAAUAAAUAUUUUUUUUAAUGUGUAAAUUUAGCUUCUUAUGGCGUUUCCCCAUUUUUGCUGAAAAAGUGCAGUUUAUUAGCCCACAAGCCUCACUGACAAAGCCAGAAUGUCUUCGGUCAUCGACAUACCCAUAAUACUUUGCAAACAAUAACAGUCAUCAGUAUUUGUUUGGAAAAGGCCAUCAGCUGCAGAUCAUAGAGAGAAGAGGGUAGCCCCUCAAUGGAAAAUGCUGACUUUGUUUGUGUGACUCCCUGAGUGCUGGCCAGUAGGCGUAGCAGUACUGAUAAUAGAUUUUUUUUUUAAAACCUCUUCAUACCCUGGUGGAUUACAGUGAUUUCGUUCCUCGGGGUCUCAGUACAGUGAUGGAUUGUUAUUGUUAUUGCUGGGUCAGGCCUCUCCAGAUUUUUCUCACAGCUCUGAGCCUUUGGGACAAGCGGCUGCUGCGAUUAGCCCACUGACCCUGCUCUUAGAGUGGCCCAAAGGGAGCCAAGUGAGCUUGAGAAAGCCCAUUUGUGCAAUGCACCAGUGUAAAACACAACACAGCACACGUGUUGUUGGAUUAUACAAGAUUAGUGUUUUUAGAAUUUUAUAAAGCCUACUAUUCAAGUCUGAAGUAGAACUGGAACAUGUAACGCCUGCGAUUUGCAAUGCUGUAGGUGAUAGUAACAAUGUAGCUGCGUCACACAGCUCUGGGUGUGAUUUCAGUACUGGUGUGUGCAGGUUCCUAUGUGGUGUCAAUUUAGUGCCUAAAAUGGAACAUUUUAAAAGUGUUAAGCUUUUAGUUUCCAGCCUGAUUCACCGCUGAGCCUCCAUUUUGAGGCGAGGCCCUCGGUCACAUCCGAUUAAGGCAGUGAAAGAAGCGAAAACAUUUGUGUCUUCUGGUAGUUUCAUCCACAAUUUUAGUUGUUUUUUUUCUGUUUUUUUGUUGUUGUUGUUUUCCAAACAGUAUUUGAUGUCUGCAAUUCCAAAUGCAGAGCAUGAUGCCUGAAAACUGUUGAUAAACAGAACAAAAUACCGCCAUUAGAGAAUUUAUUUCCAUUCAAAUAUGAGUAGGCCGAAUCAUUAUCUUAGGAACAUGUUGAUGCCCGUCUUAAUCUCUCAAAUUGCAGAAAAGAUGGGAUGUAACUGCAGUUCGGACUAUUCGGAGGGAGACUGGAUGGAGAACCUGGAUGAAGUCUGUGAACAAUGCAACUGUCCCAUACCUCCCCAGUCAUGCAAUCCAUACACAGACCAGCUGAUUCCAUACCCAUCACAGCAUUCACCUCCUACAUCUCCAUUACCAGACAACCUUGUGGUGGCCAUAUACAGUUAUGAACCCAACCAUGAUGGUGACCUGGGCUUUGAGAAGGGAGACAAGCUCAAGAUCAUCAACAAGGACGAUCCGGAAUGGUAUUUGGCUGAGUCUCUCACCACAGGCCAGCGGGGCCACAUCCCGCACAACUUUGUUGCAAUGACCACGGUGGAGACUGAACCGUGGUUCUUUAAGAACAUUUCUAGAAACGAAGCCAUGAGGCUCCUCCUCUCUCCUGGGAACACGCUGGGCUCCUUCCUGAUUCGAGAGAGCGAGACAACCCAAGGGUCAUUCUCCCUGUCAAUCAGGGACUUGGACCACAACACUGGGGAAGGAGUCAAGCACUACAGAAUUCGCAACAUGGACAUCGGCGGCUUCUACAUCACAGCCAAGAUCUCCUUCAUCUCGCUGAAGGAGCUCGUCCAGCAUCACUCACGUGCGUGCAGCCCGUUGAGAGGACUAAUCGAGAUCACUGUCGGGUCUUCAUCGGAACAAUAUUUAACCUGUGUCCUCUCUCUUUCUCUCUGUCGUCCAGGCGAAGCCGACGGGUUGUGCACAAAGCUGAUGAAGCCGUGUCAGUCGAGGGCACCGCAGAAGCCCUGGUGGCAGGAUGAGUGGGAGAUUCCCCGCGAGUCCUUGAAGCUGGAGCGCAGGCUCGGAGCAGGACAGUUUGGAGAAGUCUGGAUGGGUGUCUACAACAAUGAAAGGACUGUGGCAAUUAAGAACCUGAAGAUGGGAACAAUGUCGGUGGAAGCCUUCCUGGCAGAGGCCAACAUGAUGAAGAACUUGCAGCAUCCACGCCUCGUCCGCCUCUUCGCCGUUGUUACCCAGGAGCCAAUCUUUAUUGUCACGGAGUACAUGGAAAAUGGUAGCCUGGUGGAUUACCUGAAAACAACGGAGGGAGGCAGUGUGCCCAUGAACACUCUGAUAGACAUGGCGGCUCAGGUGGCUGAUGGCAUGGCGUAUAUCGAGAAGAAAAAUUACAUUCAUCGAGACCUGAGAGCAGCCAAUAUUCUGGUGUCUAAUGAACUCAUCUGUAAGAUUGCUGACUUUGGACUGGCAAGGCUGAUCGAGGACAAUGAAUACACAGCAAGAGAGGGUGCAAAGUUCCCCAUCAAAUGGACCGCCCCAGAGGCUAUAAACUUUGGCACCUUCUCCAUAAAAUCGGAUGUGUGGUCAUUUGGGAUCCUCCUGACAGAAAUAGUGACAUAUGGACGCAUACCUUACCCUGGUAUGUCCAACCCAGAGGUAAUCCAGAACCUGGAGCGGGGCUACAGAAUGCCGAAGCCGGAAAACUGUUCAGAUGGACUUCAUGAUGUCAUGAGUCUGUGCUGGAGGGAAAACCCAGAGGACAGGCCCACCUUCGAGUACCUGAGGAGCGUUCUGGAGGAUUUCUUCACUGCCACAGAGAGGCAGUACCAGGAAUAGCCCUGAUUGGGCGACAGAAAGACAUACAGACUUACAAUAAAUGUACACAAACUAAACAGGCGAAGCCUGUGAAAAUGGAUGCUGGGAUUUUGUUUUGUUUGUUUUUGAAGAGUACAUGCCUUUAUAUUGAUAUGGUAGAAACUGAGAUUCCAAAUAAGAUUACUUUGUUUCUGCACCAAACUUAUUUUGAAGUGGCCUUUUAGAUACAAUCUCAUGGGGAACUGUGAACCUUGGAAACUCCUGUAACACUGGAUUACUGCAGAGCCAAGAAGAGAAAGGAGAGCGAUCACCAUGCAGCCCGAACUGCCUGGUGUCGUUGAAUAAGUAGCUGCUCUGCCGGUGCUCAUUAUUAAGAUGUAAAUACCGUCAAAGUGCUUCAUCUGUGUUUUAACUCUGCAGUUUGAUAAAUGUUGCUGAUAUGUUUCAUAACAUACAAAAAUGCUCAGAUGAUUUGUUAUGUAAAUGUAUUAAAUUCAAUCAUACUGAAUUCUGGACAGUUUUGAUCCUGUGUGCUGAUGGCAACAUUUUCCUCAUGUACAUGUUCUGUUCAUCAGUACUGCCAUAUUUUUACUUCUCCAUUCCACCUUAUACUUUUGAGAUACAAACUUAUCAGAUAAGACGCAUUGCUGUAUAGAUUAAACAAACACAAGAAGGCAUAUAUAAAGUAGGCUAAAAAAUAAUAGCUCCUCCUGGACCAGCUGCAUCCAUCAGUUAUAAUAAUCUGAAAAUAUUACAAAAAUGAAUGUAAUACUACAGGAGACAUUCUGCUGCAUAAUGAGAAACGGCACUACUUUAAGUAAAUUUUACUACUUCUGCACUUGUAAUGGAGUUUUUACAUUGUGGCACUGCUACUUUUAAUAAGGAGAAGGGGGU